Knipowitschia caucasica is the source of this 2775-nucleotide messenger RNA. Lineage: Eukaryota; Metazoa; Chordata; Actinopteri; Gobiiformes; Gobiidae. The record is from the annotation of a GenBank genome assembly.
AUGACGAACCCGAUCGCGUUGCGCGCAACCACCACCAUACAACGGGACCGCCCGCAACUGCAGCCAACCCUCAAUACUACGUUAGACACAUCGACCACUUUGACCCCAGACUCGACCCACCGACGAGCCAGGCGACGUCGAGACCCGCUCGGACCAUCCGACCGCGACUUCGACCGCAUAGCUAGACACAUAACCCGCUUUGACCCCCGGCCCGGCAUACCUACAAACACUCGGUCAUACCUCCGCGUCGUCGAAUUCCACGCCGACCGCAUACCACACGCAUCCCAAGAUGACAAAAUAUUCUUGAUUAGACUCACGUCCAAUGGUGAGGUGAAUGACUUCAUCGAAAGGCAACCAAAGGCUAUAAAACACGACUACAACGAGCUCUGCAAAGCCAUCCUAGCAGAAUACUCAGACUACGGCGCCUCCGGGACCCUCACGGCAGCCAUGGCAGUCAAACAAGCUCACAACGAGCUUGCGGAAUGCUACUACCACAGAUUGCGACAGGCCUUCUUCGGCAACCGAAACUACGAAGGGAUGGAGGAAGACACGAAUUUCAGGGCCCUGUACCUCCAAAACCUCCACCCCAACCUUAGCCAGCUACUAGGCGUGUACGCCUGCCCCCUUACACAGGACAUACGGCAACUGAAGACCCUGGUGGCACGAGCACAAGGCAAACAUCUGCUCAAGACACAGGCGAAGCCGCACACCCAACCUACAGUGUACAGCGUGGAAAACCACAUGGAACUGGAAGGCGCACCAACGGCCCGGAAACACAAAUGGGGAACCGACCACGGACCCCAGAGGAAUAACCACAAACACACGGACCCGAAGAACGGACAGCCACGCGACCAGCACCUCCCGCAAUACGGCGAGAGACGCGCCGGCCAGGCCGACGGGAAAGACCGCGCGCCACAACGGUCCCACCAAGACCGCACUGCCACAACCAUUAAUAAGGACAACCUUUCUAGGGAGGAACAAUCCCUCCUCCGCACGCUCCUGCGCAAAGCCAGAGAGAAGCCAGACAACGCCGACGUGUUCGCAGUGUCCGUGUCGGAUGACGCCGAGAACGCUCCCUACCACAUGGACGACGGCCUCGGCGGACAGGAGCUAAAUGACGACUACUCAAACGCACCAACGGUGGACACCUGCUACGACCAGAGGGAUGUCAUGGUAAUACAGGUAAACUCCAUCACAGACCCACGAGAGGACGGCCCCUCGACAACCAUCUGCGAACCACCGUUCCACCAAUUCAUGGGCGACCUACAACAAAGAGGUACCUACGGGAAACUCUACCUGCCCGUAAUACUCGAAGACCAAUGGGAACACGAGGCGCUCGUGGACACAGCUGCCGAUAUCAGCCUGAUUGGCGAAGACCUCUUCGGUAAGUUACAGUCUAUGGCCAGUAAAUCCCACAGACACCUAAAAACGCAGCCAUGCGACUUAGGAAUAACACCCUAUUCCCAGGUGGAUACGACCAUACGUAAAAUGGCUCUAAUGCGACUGACCGUGGGCCCCAUGACACUGGUCCACCCGGUCUACAUCUCCCCAUUCAACACGCAUCCGCUCCUAUUGGGCCAGGACCUUCUAAAUCGGUUUAAGCCCCUAAUAGACUACCAACGUCUAAAGAUCUGGACACAGGUCCGGGAGCCCUUGCCCAUCCCACGCCCGUUGGGCGAAAACCACCGCUACUCCAUAGACGCGCCGCCCACGAACGGCCCACAGCCCGCCGCGGCACAACCUGAAACCGAUCAGGGGACGCCCACAACCGGCGCGAACGCCACGCGCACGGCCCCCGACCUCGACAGUCUGCUGAUGCUCAUGAAGUCAAUGCUCCAACACAGGUCAAACCUUCGAACUCUGUACAGAGGAGAUGUGUACCACUUCUUCAGCAAACACAAGGCUUUGGAGCCCAGCCGAGGGGGUGUGGUCUGCUGGAUGGGGCUGGUGGGCUACCAAACUGCUCUCUACAGUCUGGGAAUGCUGCUCCAGACGGUGGUGUUCUUCAUCUGCUUCAUCUUCUUUAUUUUCCUUGUCAUCAUCCCGGUGUUUUAUGGGAGGAAUCUUUUCGUCUUUGAAGUGGUCGCUGAGUCCUGGCUGGGCUGGGCAACCCUGAUCAUCAUCACGCUUCUUCAACAUGUUGCAGCCAAGUUCAUGUUUAUGAAGAGAGAGGCAGGAACCACAGACGUCCACAACUGUGACUCCCUGUUUUUGCUAACGUACCUAUUUUUCCUGGUGAACUGGGUGUUGGGUUUGCUGGUUUCCAUGUGGAGGAUUCUGAUCUCUGCAGUGUUUAACCUAGUGCAUUUGGGACGCACCGACAUCAGCCUGCUGCACCGCUCUGCUGAGAGCUACGACCCGGCUUACCACUUCUAUACGCAAUUCCUGGUGGUGGAGGUGAGCCAGGCCCAUCCGGUGAUGAAGGCCUUCUGUGGGCUUCUGUUGGACCUCAUGAUAGAGGAAGGCCGAGCAGUGCACAAGAUUCAGCAGGUGGAGGAAGGCCUGCAAGAGGUCCGUACUAGCGAAACACUCCUCAGCCGGAGAGUGCGACGUCGGUGGCAGCUUCUCUUCACACUCGUCAACAAUCCGUCACUGCUUGGAUCCAGGAAACACUUUCAGACUCAACCCUGUGACACGCCAGCUAACACACCUCACGCAUCUAAUGGCACGCCCACCACCGCCAAUACAGGAAGCACAAAGUCCCACGCAGGAAGUAGGAAGGACAAGAAACCCGACUUGGAGCUGGCAACCGAGGCAGACAUUGAAGACCCAUAG